Messenger RNA from Formica exsecta, 1364 nucleotides. RefSeq names its product tachykinin-like peptides receptor 99D. NCBI's taxonomy places the organism in Eukaryota, Metazoa, Arthropoda, Insecta, Hymenoptera, Formicidae. Gene Ontology annotation, cellular component: plasma membrane. Gene Ontology annotation, molecular function: tachykinin receptor activity. The coding region runs from base 1 to 831 and encodes 276 amino acids. The record is from RefSeq and is a predicted model, not a curated record. The transcript has 5 exons. Gene Ontology annotation, biological process: G protein-coupled receptor signaling pathway.
AUGGCCAUUGUAAAUCCUUUGAGACCACGUAUGGGAAAGAAGGCAACGCUGUGCGUUGCAAUCGUUAUCUGGAUCGUCGGGGCAAUACUUUCUUUGCCGAUGCUGCUUUUCUAUACCACUUACACCCAGAACUUUAUGAACGGUGAGGUCCGUGUCAUCUGCUAUAGCGAUUGGCCAAACAGAGAUGCUAAUGGGCUCAGUUACGACGAAUAUUUGUACAACGUUAUCUUUAUGAUACUGACGUACUUUUUACCAAUCGGAUCCAUGACAUUCACAUACGCCAGGGUCGGCCUGGAAUUGUGGGGCUCGCAGAGCAUCGGCGAAGCCACAGCCAGACAGCUCGAAAACAUUCGAAGCAAACGAAGGGUUGUAAAAAUGAUGAUAGUCGUAGUAGUGAUAUUCGCAGUAUGUUGGCUUCCGUUUCAUAUGUACUUCAUAGUGACGUCCUAUCUGCCAGAGAUUACAAACGAACCGUAUAUCCAGGAGGUUUUUCUGGGCAUUUAUUGGUUGGCGAUGUCCAAUAGCAUGUACAACCCGAUAAUUUAUUGUUGGAUGAAUACCAGAUUUCGCCGUGGCUUCGCCCAAUUCUUUUUCUGGUGCCCAUGGGUACGGGUGACGACGGAACCGUCCCUAUCACGUUCGGAGGCCGUGACGUCCCGUUAUAGCUGCACCGGUAGCCCGGACAUGCACACCAGGAUAUCGCGGAAUGGCACGGUGCGAAUACCGCUGCACCUACAAUCAAUGAGAGGCGGAAACGACCGGCUGUUGGCUCAUCAUCGAGGUCAUGGCAGAAAGUGGAGGACCUCGCAGACCAGAGGACAUAUGUCCUGACAGGAGGAGGAAAACUCUCAACAACAACGAGUACAUACCUGGAUAUAAGAACCUAUCCCUAGUCUUUUCCUCUCUGUCUGCGCGAUCGCAGUUGUGCUUAAUCACAUCUUGCAAAUAGCGACAUUUCUUGCCGCUGUCAACUGGUCACUCUGUAACACACCAAAGACACUAUUAUUUUAAUUCAAAAACUUUUACCUAGUUUUUCUGAUCACUAAUUAAUCAGGGACGCUAAUUGUAACAAAUAUUUGUGUUAUUAUUGUAUGUAUAGAGCAUAUCAUUCAAAAACUGUAAUUCUGUUGAUCAUAAUUGAAUUAUCUCGCUCCUGACGUAUCAUUCAUAGUCAUGUAAAAAAGAUGGACGGACCAAUAUUGCAGUUUCCAAAACAUUAAUACGCAGUGUUUUUCAAAAACGGAAACAUUAUACGAUUCGCGGAUAAUUGAUGUUAGGAGAGUAUAAUGUUUACAUAAAAAAAUAACGGUAUAAUGUAAUAACGUACAUUGCGUAAUUGUCGUGUUCCUAUGUGUUAAUUCUUC